AUGCAGCGCUCCUAUGACCCCUUUGAAAUAGCCUCGCAGCCGGCGUCUCGUCUGGCCUUCUCGACCGACACAGACUUUGGCAUCGACACGCCUCGUCCGAUGCGAGUCAUCGUGAUUGGCUGUGGCGUCUCUGGAAUCUACGCCGGCAUUCGCCUUCCAAGAUCUAUUCCGAACCUCUCCUUGACCAUCUUUGAGAAGAACGCAGACAUCGGUGGAACGUGGUUUGAGAAUCGAUAUAUGGGAUGCGCCUGCGACAUUCCUGCACACCUCUACGCCUUCCAGUUUGCGCCGAAUCCCGACUGGAGCAGCUUCUAUGCGCCUGCGAGCGAGAUUCGCAAGUACUGGGCCUCGGUCGCCGAGAAGUACGACGUGCUCAAGUACGUCCAGCUGGAGAGGAAAGUCAUCGGCAUGUACUGGGAGCGGGACCAGGAGGGCAUGUGGUCCGUCGAUGUCGAGGAAGUCGGGACGGGCAACAGGACAACGAGCUUGGCCAACGUCGUCUUGAGCUGCACCGGCGGGCUCAACGAGUGGAAGUGGCCCGACGUGAAAGGACUGAACGACUUUGGGGGGAAGCUGGUGCACUCGGCCAACUGGGAUGAUGGCUACGACUUCGAGGGUAAAAAGGUAGCCUUGAUCGGCGGAGGAAGCACGGGAAUCCAGAUCUUGCCUCGAUUGCAAAAGAUUGCAAAGCAAGUCGACCAAUACGUUCGAGGGCCCACUUGGAUCGGUUUUCCUUUCCUGGGCGAAGAGCUUGACGAUCCAUUCACGGACGAGGAACGGCUGCGAUUCAUCUCAGACCCGGCUGAGCACCUGCGCUAUCGGCAAAGGCUGAUGGGCACCCUCAACUCGAUGCAUACCUUUACCAUCAGCGGGUCGAAGAUGCAGACCGAGGGACAGGCCCUCUUUGCAAAGAACAUGGAGGAAAAGCUCGCCGCCUCAAAGAACGGUGACAUUAUCAAACAGCUGAAGCCCUCCUUUCCGGCGGGCUGCCGAAGGCUGACACCGGGACCGGGCUAUCUCGAGGCCCUGACAAAGGACAAUGUGGGCUUUGUGGGAGGCGGUAUUGGCGAGAUUGUCAAGGACGGAAUUGUCGAUGGCAAGGGCACGAAACGCAGCUACGAUGCCAUCGUUUGCGCAACUGGCUUCAACACAUCCUUCACCCCUCGCUUUCCGAUCGUGGCCAGGGGCGUCAGCCUCGGCGACAAAUUUCGCGAUUUUCCCCGUGCCUACUGCUCGGUCAGUGUCGAUGCGAUGCCCAACUACUUUAUGUCCAUGGGUCCCAACAGCGCCGUCGGGUCAGGCGAUCUCAUCAUUGUGAUCCAGACGGCCGUCGACUAUGCGGUCCAAUGCAUCGCCAAGCUUCAGUCAGAGAAUUACAAAUCCAUGUCGCCUCAGGGUCGGGCCGUUGACGAGUGGCAGGAGUACAGCCAGAGCUACUUCCGAAAGACGGUCUUUGGACAGAAGUGCCGAUCGUGGUACAAGGCUGGAAACGUCGAUGGACCAAUUUAUGCGCUUUGGCCCGGCUCUUGCUUGCAUGCGGCCAAGACGCUUCGAAAUCCCAGAUGGGAAGACUACGAAUACGAACAAUUCCCGGGACGGAGCAGCACGAAUCGCUUCGCUUACCUCGGCAACGGAUUCACAGACGCUGAAAUGAAGGGACACGACACGGCGUGGUAUGUCGGUGCCGAUCCCGAGCUGGUUCUGAGCGUCGGCCAGACCGAAGCGGCCCUCAUUAGGAGGGCCAAGAGCCAGCUCACGAACGGCAAAUAG
This is a messenger RNA of Acaromyces ingoldii, 1770 nucleotides long. RefSeq names its product cyclohexanone monooxygenase. Bases 1 to 1770 code for a protein of 589 amino acids. NCBI's taxonomy places the organism in Eukaryota, Fungi, Basidiomycota, Exobasidiomycetes, Exobasidiales, Cryptobasidiaceae. The record is from RefSeq and is a predicted model, not a curated record. The transcript is spliced from 8 exons. Gene Ontology annotation, molecular function: NADP binding; flavin adenine dinucleotide binding; N,N-dimethylaniline monooxygenase activity.